Messenger RNA from Trachemys scripta elegans, 2953 nucleotides. RefSeq names its product lipoxygenase homology domain-containing protein 1-like. The record is from RefSeq and is a predicted model, not a curated record. The transcript has 20 exons. The coding region runs from base 65 to 2953 and encodes 962 amino acids. Lineage: Eukaryota; Metazoa; Chordata; Testudines; Emydidae. Gene Ontology annotation, molecular function: protein binding.
GGGACGUCACCAAAGUGCACCCCAAUACAGGUACAAGAGUGCUGGUACCAGAUCCAGUUCUGCAAUGCACAGCAAAGUGUUAUACAAAGUCACUGUGAAGACUGGAGAUAAGAGAGGUUCGGGAACUGAUGCUAGGGUAUUUCUUAAGAUGAAGGGCUCUAAAGGAAAAUUCAGCAAGACACGUUUAUAUAAGAAAACUGGAUCUAAUGUAUCUCAACAAACAGCUGUGUUUAAAGUCUCCAAAGGGUCAAUUAAUACCUUUAAAAUUCAUGGUCCAGAAAUUGGAGAAAUCCAAAACAUCACCCUGGAGCAUGAUGGUCUAGAGAAGCAGCAAGCCUGGUAUGUGGAGGAGAUAACUGUGACCAAUACAAGCCGUGAGAAGACUUGGCACUUCCUAUGUCGACAGUGGCUAUCAUUGUAUCACACUGACUGCCAGCUCAGCCGCACCUUUAUGCCCACUGUUUCUUUUCCAACAGUUUAUGAGGUGGUGACUGUGACAGGAGAUGUACGAGGAGCGGGAACUGACGCCAAUGUCUUUGUUACUCUCUUUGGAGAGUUUGGGAUCACACCGAAGACUCAUCUUACCAGCAAGAGUAGAACUGCCUUUGAGAGAAGUAAAACAGAUGUGUUCCGAAUAAAAACCAACAAUGUUGGACAAAUAAAGAAGAUAAGAAUUGAGCAUGACAACACAGGAAUGAACGCAAGCUGGUUCCUGGACCGGGUGGUAGUGACUGACAUGAACAGGCCUCACCUCCGUUUUUACUUUUCUUGCAACAACUGGCUGAGCAAGGAUGAGGGCGAUGGACUUUAUGUCAGAGAUCUGAUGGGCAGCCUAAACCCCAUGGAUGUGCCCAAAGUUAACAAGUAUGUGGUCCGAGUGUUUACCGGAGACAUUAGUGGCAGUGGAACAGAUGCAGAUGUCUUCAUUAAUAUCUUUGGCGAGAAUGGAGACACAGGGGAGAGGAGACUGGACAAUGACAAGGACAACUUUGAAAAGGGAGCAGAGGACAAGUUCACCCUUGAUGCUCCAAAUUUGGGAAAGUUACGGAAAAUAACCAUAGGCCACAAUAACAAGGGUGGCUCUGCUGGCUGGUUCCUUGACAAGGUGAUCAUCGAAGACAUUGGCAAUAAAUCUGUGUACGAAUUCCCAGUUGGUCGCUGGUUUGCGUUGGAUGAAGAUGAUGGGAAAAUUCAGCGGGACAUUCUUGUGGGAGGAAGUGAGGCCACAGGUAUUGUUUACAAUGUUGCUGUAAUGACAGGGGAUGUCAGAGGGGCUGGCACUAACUCCAAGAUCCACAUAAUCCUGCAUGGCUCUAAAGGUUUAAAGAACAGUGGGAAGAUUUUCUUGGAAGGAGGUGAAUUUGAACGCGCCAGGACAGAUCUAUUUAACAUUGAGAUAGCAGCUCUUCUCAGCCCCCUGAGCAGAGUCACAAUUGGGCAUGAUAACUGCGGUGUCAGUUCUGGCUGGUUUUGUGAGAAGGUGGUGGUUUAUUGCCCAUUCACUGGCAUUGAACAAACCUUUCCUUGUGGGAAAUGGCUGGAUGAAGAUGAAGGAGAUGGACUGAUAGAACGGGAGCUCUAUGAAAUGGUCUCCCUGCGCCAGAAGAGACUAAAAAAAAAUCCCUGGUCACUUUGGAUCUGGACAAGUGACAUUAAGAAUGCAGGGACAGAUGCCAGCAUCUUCCUCCAGAUUUACGGAGACAAGGGGAAGUCAGAUGAAAUGAAACUAGACAACAAUUCAGACAACUUCGAAUCUGGACAAACUGACAAGUUCACGAUUGAGCUCCCUGAUCUGGGCACAUUUUAUAAGCUCCGGAUAUGGCAUGAGAAGAGGAGCCCUUUUGCUGGCUGGCAUCUAGACAAGAUAACUCUGCUGAAAACGCUGACAAAAGAGAAAUAUACGUUCAACUGUGGCCGUUGGCUGGAUGUAAAUGAAGACGACAAUGAGAUCAUCAGGGAGCUCCCUGCAGAGGGACCUCUAGUGACUGAAGUCAUGCCAGUGAUAAAGUACCGGGUGACCGUCUGCACCGGGACAGUAAGCGGAAGCGGAACAGACGCCAAUGUCUUCGUCAAUCUCAUUGGGGACCAGGGAGAUACUGGGGAACGUAUCCUCUUCAACAGCAUAAACACCAUGAAUAAAUUUGAGAAAGGCAGUGCUGAUGAGUUCUACAUUGAAGCUGUGACUCUGAAGCAGGUGAGGAGGGUGAGGAUAGGGCAUGAUGGCAAAGGAGGAAGCAGUGGCUGGUACCUUGACAAAGUGAUAGUGAGGGAAGAAGGGCAGCCAGAAAAUCAGGCUGUGGAAUUCCCAUGCUACAGAUGGCUUGACAAAAAUGAGGAUGAUGGUCAGAUUGUUCGAGAGUUAGUACCGGCUGGGGAUUCACCGAUCCUGAAAAAUGUCAGCUAUCACAUCAGUGUGAAGACAGGAGAUGUUCCUGGAGCCAGCUCAGAUUCUAAAGUUUUUAUCAAACUAUAUGGUGAAAAGGCAAACACCAGCAAGGAGCCUCUGUUAGUUUCUGAUAAUGACCUAGGCAAUUACUUUGAACGUGGGCGAGUGGAUGAGUUUAUUUUAGAGACACUGGAUAUUGGAAAGAUCAACCGACUUCUGAUUGGACAUGAUAAUGUAGGGCUCCGAUCUGGUUGGUUCCUCGCUAGUGUCCAGAUCACAGUUCCUGUCCAUGGAAGGCAGUACAUGUUCCCAUGCAACCGAUGGCUGGACAAAGACGAGGCUGAUGGGAAGGUGGAGGUGGAGCUCUACCCAAGUGAGAUUGUGUCCAUUGAGAAAUUGGUAAAUUAUGAGGUGUCUAUAGUUACGGGGGACGUGCGGGCAGCAGGCACCAAUGCAAAUGUCUUCAUGCAGCUUUAUGGCGAGACUGGCAAAAGUGAGUUGAUCACCUUGAAAAGCAGGUCAAACAACUUUGAGAGGGGAGCAACCGAUAUUUUUAAGGUACGAUGA